Molecule: messenger RNA, 636 nt
Organism: Epithele typhae
Lineage: Eukaryota; Fungi; Basidiomycota; Agaricomycetes; Polyporales; Epitheliaceae
Product: Metallo-dependent phosphatase
Exons: 4
Coding region: 1-636 (211 amino acids)
Biological process (GO): intracellular protein transport; retrograde transport, endosome to Golgi
Cellular component (GO): retromer complex; endosome
Source: RefSeq, a predicted model, not a curated record
AUGGUUCUCGUGCUCGUCAUCGGCGACCUCCACAUCCCCCACCGCGUCCACGACCUCCCCUCCAAGUUCAAGAAGCUCCUCGUCCCCGGCAAGAUCCAGCAGAUCCUCUGCACCGGCAACGUCUGCGACCGCGAGACGUACGAGUACCUGCGCACGGUCUCCCCCGACGUGCACGCCGUGCGAGGGGACUACGACGAGAGCUCCUUCCCGCUCUCCGUCACCGUCGCGCACGCCCCCAUCCGCAUCGGCGUCGUGCACGGGCACCAGUCCGUGCCCACCGGCGACCUCGACUCGCUCAACGCCGUCGCGCGCCAGCUCGACGUCGACGUCCUCGUCUCCGGCCACACGCACACCUUCCAGGCGGUCGAGUACGACGGCCGGUUCUUCGUCAACCCCGGGUCCGCCACCGGCGCGUGGACGGGGAGCUUCAACGGCGACGCCACGCCCUCGUUCGCGUUGAUGGACAUCCAGGGCCCCGUCGUCGUCACUUACGUGUACCAGCUCAUCGAGGGCGAGGUCCGCGUGGAGAAGAUCGAGUACAGGAAGGAGCCGGAGCCCGUCCGGGAGGCCCCUCGGCCGACCGCGAUGCCGCAGAGCAUCCCCUCCAGCCCGGGCCCGGCGCAAAGCGUCUGGUGA